Messenger RNA from Saccostrea cuccullata (small rock oyster), 1807 nucleotides. RefSeq names its product integrase/recombinase xerD homolog. The record is from RefSeq and is a predicted model, not a curated record. The transcript is spliced from 2 exons. The coding region runs from base 381 to 1754 and encodes 457 amino acids. Lineage: Eukaryota; Metazoa; Mollusca; Bivalvia; Ostreida; Ostreidae. Gene Ontology annotation, biological process: DNA integration; DNA recombination. Gene Ontology annotation, molecular function: DNA binding.
AUUUAAUAGUUCAUUGAGAAAAGCUUUGCAACAGCAGAAUGAGGUCAUUGUGAGUUCUAUUGUGAAGCAAAUUAACAGUAAACCUAAUAAUCCCGCCACGAAUACCGGGCACGAGGAUAGCGCACGGGAGGAUACUAAACAUAACUCAUUCGAUUUCAAACACGAGGGACAUCGCAUUCAGCAUACCUUUAAUACAGAGAGAAUAGAGAAGUUGAUUGAAACAAAAAACUUUAUAGAGAAGAAAGAUUUGGAGAAUGCGGCACUGACAAUUGAGAAAGAAAUCGGCGAGUUGCGACAACGAAACAAGAUUCUAAAAAUAGCAGACAGGCACGGGUGGGAUACUGUCAACGAAUAUUUAGACGAUCCAUUAGCAGACAACAAUGACGACGCUGUUAAGUUACGGGGCGCUGUUAGCCGUGCUGUUCGUAAGCGUAAUUACAGAGGGAAGCCAUAUACAUAUCCCAUGCAAAACCGUAGACAGAAUGCAUUUGCUGCCAACGACUUUUUUCGCACUUUCGGCCAAACGUUUGCUACAGGGGGGUACAAGCAAUUCGCCAAACCAAUCGAAUACGGUGCAGGUCAACAGAACUUUGAACGGAAGUGCUUUUUCUGCAGACAGGUCGGACAUUACGUCAGGGACUGCCCAUUUGCCAGAGGACAACAAGUUCCAGUGUCAGCUUCCACGGUCGCAUCGGCCUCUAGCAACAACGCCAACAAGCAGUAGUAGAGAACAAAUUUUUAAUGAUACUUGGGCGGAAAUUAAAGACAUGUCAACGAAAGAGCAGUUUAAAUCGGCAGAUUCCUCAAUAUUCCACAUCAUGAAAAGUGCAAAAAGUAAAAACACAGUCAAGCAGUAUGAAACGUAUUUCAAGAAAUUUACGCAGUGGUGUAUUUCCAAAGAUGUCGCAAGUUUUCCCGCAAAAUCUAGUGUGAUUGCCAUUUUCUUAAGUGGAUUAAUUCAACAAGGAGUUUCUGAAGCAGUUCUGUGUUCAUUUUUCUAUAGUAUAAAGUGGUAUCAUGAUCUUCAUUGUGCGUUUUCUAAUCCUUGUGACGACAGUGUUAUUCAUAGUUUAAUGGAGGGGGGGAAACGAAUUUUAUCAAAGCCCAUAAAGAAGAAGGAACCAAUUUCGCCAGAUGUGUUAGAGAAGAUUAUAAAUGUAUAUGGGGAACGGGAGCAAAAUUGUGAUUUACGAAGUGUGAGAACAGUGGCUAUGUUGUUGUUGAGUUUCGCAGGUUUUUUGCGAUUUAGUGAAUUAUCUAAUAUUAAAGUGAAAAAUAUAAUUUUCAAGAAUUUAUACAUGAAUGUUUGCAUCGAAUCCAGCAAAACUGACGUAUACAGGCGUGGUAACGAAGUGACAUUGGCAGAGGCAGGAGGGAAGCUGUGUCCUGUAUCUUGGAUUAAGCAUUAUUUAAAUCUAGCUGAAAUUCAGGAUAAACCAGAGGAAUAUGUAUUCAGAGCAAUUAGAUUUUACAAGUCAUGUGGAAAAUAUAUGUUGUGCGGUAUUAACAAGCCGAUUUCAUAUACAAGAGCCCGAGAGUUAUUGUUAGAAGCUUUGGAAAAAGUGGGAAUAGAUUCAAAAGGCUUUGGUUUGCACAGUCUGCGAAGUGGAGGGGCAACAACUGCAGCCGAGAAAAAUGUGUCGGAGCGUCUGAUCAAAAUACAUGGACGUUGGAAAUCUGACUAUUCCAGAGACAAUUAUAUUAAGGAUUGUAUAGAUAACAAAUUGAAAGUGUCUAAUAGUCUUUUCGUGUAAAUAUAAAUGAAUAUAUAUUAAUAAAUAUAUAUGCAUAUAUAUAGUGUGUGUGU